Acanthosepion pharaonis is the source of this 1626-nucleotide messenger RNA. NCBI's taxonomy places the organism in Eukaryota, Metazoa, Mollusca, Cephalopoda, Sepiida, Sepiidae. The record is from the annotation of a GenBank genome assembly.
AUGCGCACCAAAUAUGGCAAUUUCUCCUGCACCUACGUACCGAUUUUGAGGGGACCAAACGACAACAUCGUAAUAGAUGGGAACGCUAUAGAAAAUAUAAUGGAUCAAACCCCGCUGCAAACAGAUUUCUUCCGCGUCACAUGCAUCAACAAGGAUGGUAUACGGUAUCACAAUGUGCAUAGCGGCAUUGCUGUCAAUAAUGACCUCCAUUAUCGAGCCGAGAAAACGCCUUUGCCUACAAAUGCUCUAGGUCUCAGUGUCAUCAUGUUUGGCUUAGAUUCAGUGUCUCACAUGACCUGGAAGAGGAUGCUACCGAAAACUUACGACUACUUUGCCCAGCUCGGUGGUAUGGUUCUAGAAGGUUACAAUAUUGUCGGCGAUGGAACUCCACAGGCGUUACUACCGAUCCUCACCGGUAAGACGGAAUGGGAAUUACCAGAAGCACGCAGAAGCCAUGCUAACGCCAAACCAGUUGACGAUCAUCCAUGGGUGUGGAAAGAUUUUAAAAGAGCCGGUUACGUGACUCAGUGGGGUGAGGAUAUGACAAACAUUGGGACUUUUAAUUAUAGAAUGCUGGGUUUCCAAAACCCACCUGUUGACCACUAUAUGCGACCGUUCUUCUUAGAGGCUGAGAAGGUCUACCGUUUCAAUAAAGACUACUGUCUUGGUUCGCAGACAAGGCAACAGAAUUUUAUUAAUUGGCUGAAGCAGCUGCUCUUAAUGUAUGGCGAAAACAGGAAGUUCUCGUUCAUGUUCCACUCAGAAUGCAGCCAUGGUGAUAACAAUCUAGUUCAACACUUAGACGAUGAUUUAGUUGAUUUUCUUAAGUUUAUGGCUACUUCGGGCCAUAUGAACCAUUCCAUCUUGAUAUUCAUGUCUGACCACGGGGCGAGAUUUCAAAAUAUCCGGGAGACUGUGCAGGGCAAAUUAGAGGAACGCAUGCCACACUUCGGUUUCUUAUUUCCUCGAUGGUUCGCAGAUAAAUACCCCGAAGCAUACGCCAAUUUCAAAACAAAUACCCGCCGGCUGACCACUCCUUUUGACAUUCACGAGACUUUCAUGCACCUCUUGAACUUCACGGACUUUAGCACCCCGGACCUGAAGUCCCGAGCAUUCAGUCUCUUCAGAGAGGUACCUAAAAACCGGUCGUGUAGAGAUGCCGACAUCGAACCUCACUGGUGCGCAUGUCUCGUUUGGGAGAAAGUAUCGACCAACGACGAACGGGUGAAAAAUGCAGCUCUAGAAACAUUAAAAGUGAUGAAUGGACUAACUUCUGAACUUCGGUCCGAUUGCCGAAUCCUGCAGCUGGUCAAUGUGACCAAUGCACUGCGCCUGCGCGCCAACCAACAAGUUCUCAAAUUCAAAAGAAGUAGUGAUGUAGACGGACGAUAUGCUGACCUUUCUGACCAAAUGGCCGAAAAGGAGUAUCUUAUUCAAGUGACUUUUCGAGUCACGCCCGGUGAUGGCCUGUUUGAGGCUACAGUUAAGCAUAACGUUGCCCUGGCCACAUACGCUGUGAACGAAAAGGAAAUCAGUCGUAUUAAUAAGUACGGAUUAGCGCCAAGUUGUAUUGCGUCUCGUCAUCCUGCACUUCGUCCAUAUUGCUACUGCGCUAAACAAGCUUAA